AUGGUGAAGGUAACCGUCGGCAAAGCGGAAGACCCCUGGUGCGAGAUCGACCUCACGGAGGAGGAUGUGGAGGAUUGGAGAAAAGGCGUCGACAUCGCCGAGGAGAAGCUCAAGGAGGUCAUCCAGCUGCCCCCAAUCACGCUGGACAACUGCCACGAGCGAGAGGAUGGCGACCUUCAGUGGGAUGAGAUCACCUUCGAAGAGGAGGUGAAUGGGAAAUAUUGGCAUGCAGUCAUCAUGUCCUUGCAUCGCAUUCGGGAAGACUUCGUCAAGAAGCAGCGAAAGAUGAAGCAUCUGGACUGGUACAUGACGAUGAAGAAAACAAGCGACAAGAGGAAUGCCAAGUACUACGUGUAG
Symbiodinium natans is the source of this 357-nucleotide messenger RNA. Lineage: Eukaryota; Dinophyceae; Suessiales; Symbiodiniaceae. The record is from the annotation of a GenBank genome assembly.